UCGUCCUCACUUGGCUCAGCCGCUCUCCGUUGAUGCAGGAGGACGUUGGUGAGCCGGGCUCCAUGGACAAGAGGGUGGUGCUGAUCACGGGCUGCUCCUCGGGGAUCGGACUCAGCCUGGCAGUUCGGCUGGCCUCUGACCCCGACAAAAAGUUCAAAGUCUAUGCCACAAUGAGGAACCUGGCUAAGAAGGAGCGCCUGUUAGACUGCGUGAAAGGCCUGCACCAGGACACGUUGGACAUCCUCCAAAUGGACGUGACGGAGCGUCAGUCCAUUCUGGAUGCGAGGGACCGGGUGGUGGAGAAGCGGGUGGACAUUCUGGUGUGUAAUGCUGGCGUGGGUCUGAUGGGGCCUCUGGAGCUGCAGUCCUUGGACUCGAUGAGGCAGAUUCUUGAGGUCAACCUCUUGGGCACCAUCCAGACCAUCCAGGCCUUCCUCCCGGAGAUGAAGGCGCAAGGUCAGGGCCGCAUUCUGGUAACCGGGAGCACCGGAGGGCUUCACGGUCUCCCUUUCAAUGAGCUGUACUGUGCCAGUAAAUUUGCAAUAGAGGGAGCAUGUGAGAGUUUGGCUGUUCUCCUGCAACACUUCAAUAUCCACGUGAGUCUCAUUGAGUGUGGUCCAGUCAACACGGACUUCCUGGUCAACCUGCAGAAGGCGGAGCUCGGGGAUGCAUCUCUCCAACUGAUCGAUACCCACACACUCGGCCUGUAUGAAAAAUACCUGCAGCACUGCGACUCUGUUUUCCAAAACGCAGCACAGGACACAGAGGACAUUGUCAAGGUAUUUCUAGAAGCCAUCCAGUCCCCCAGCCCUGCGUUCAGAUACUUCACCAGCGGCGUCGUUCCACCGCUUACCCAGCUGAAGAUCACCGAACCAGACGGCUCACAGUGCAUCCGUGCUAUGAGCAAAAUCAUUUUCUCAGCCGAGGAGAACUAACUUCCACUCUGGCACAUGCAGGCCUCUGCUUCAUAUGCAGACACUGCCUCCCUUUACUUUAGAUAAAGAGGUAGAUAUUUUGUUUUCGUUAUGUUUCCUGGAAUAAAGUUGAUGCUCUCUGAGUCACUCAUGUCGCUCAAC
Messenger RNA from Platichthys flesus (European flounder), 1076 nucleotides. It is a transcript of the gene hsd17b1, whose product is annotated as hydroxysteroid (17-beta) dehydrogenase 1. Bases 33 to 935 code for a protein of 300 amino acids. Gene Ontology annotation, molecular function: estradiol 17-beta-dehydrogenase [NAD(P)+] activity. Gene Ontology annotation, cellular component: cytoplasm. Lineage: Eukaryota; Metazoa; Chordata; Actinopteri; Pleuronectiformes; Pleuronectidae. The record is from RefSeq and is a predicted model, not a curated record. The transcript has 6 exons. Gene Ontology annotation, biological process: estrogen biosynthetic process.